CUUUGCUCCGUUGUCGCCGCCUAUGCCCCGAACACUCACAGCUUGGGCUCACUUUGAACAGAACAUCGUCGUCUCCGCUCUUUCUCGACCGGUUGUGCUUUCGCUUCCCUUCUCGCGUUGCAUCCUUGCUCUCUUCAGGAGUUCAUAAAUAGAACGUUCAACGUCUGACAGUUAGCCUAGCGACGGCUCGUGUGCCGUCCGUAACACACGCCAGCAAAAUGUUGAAGAUAUGGAGCAUGAAACAAGCGCAGCAGAAAGCCGAAACAGAUGCGUCAGGAGCAAAGAAAAAGAAAGUCACUGCUGCUCAACUCCGCGUCCAGAAAGAUUUGUCCGAACUCUCGCUAGGUUCGACGAUGAAAACUGAGUUUCCUAACCCCGAUGACAUUCUCAACUUCAUACUCACGAUCGAGCCGGACGAGGGCAUGUACAAGGGUGGCAAAUUUACCUUCACAUUUGCCAUCAACCAGAACUUCCCGCAUGACCCCCCAAAAGUCCUUUGCAGAGAAAAGAUCUACCAUCCAAACAUCGACCUUGAGGGCAAAGUGUGCUUGAACAUCCUCAGAGAAGACUGGAAGCCUGUCCUGAAUUUGAACGCCGUCAUUGUCGGUCUGCAAUUUUUGUUCUUGGAGCCAAAUGCAAGCGACCCACUUAACAAGGCAGCUGCUGAAGAUCUCAAGACAAAUCGCGAGGGAUUCAAGAGGAAUGUCAGAACUGCGAUGGCAGGCGGCACCGUGAGAGGAGAGACGUUUGAGAGAGUUCUUAAAUGAAGUCGCAUACACCCCACUUCCGUUUUCCAGAUGCGCAAAGUUACGAACUUAGCGGAGGACGAUAUCCUAGAUGAGAGAGGACACACGAACAUUAAGAGCGAUCGGAAACGAUAGAGAUGUCAGCUUCUACUAUGCAUGCAUGAGCAUUUGCAGUGGCGAUGCAGCAGCUGUCGGCGUUUGAUUUGGAUUAGUUCAUUUAGCGAGGUUCGUUUUAUGCAGAUACCAACGCGACGAAGACAAGUAACUGGUAACACGUUGCAUUGAAAGCUCGUUUUUGGGCGACUUUCGUUUCCAACAAUCUUGCACGCAAGUUACGAUAUCCGAGUGCCAAGCGCUUUACCAGGGAUACACGCCAUCUUUGUGAAUGAAUUGACCUGCUUCAGCGUCACGUUCACCUCUUAUGAUCUUCAAGAUGUUCUCUCCCGACACUGACGGAUCCGUUGCCCUCCCUCCAGCAGAUACCAUUUCCUCAUCCUUGCCCCUCAGGUUGCUCCUCACCAAUCCGGGACAGAAUAUGAAGACUUUGACACCUUGCGGUGCCAAGUCUUUGAAAUCCUGCAGCGCCCACAUAUUCAGCGCUGACUUGCUCGUUCGGUACACGGUCCACUUCGAAUGGUAGCGUACGCUCUCCGGAUCUGCGCAUUGCGUCAAGGAGCCCAACCCGGAGGAAACAUAGAUGGAUCGCGCGUCCUUGGACUUGAGAAGCAAAGGUUUGAAAGCGUCCGCUACGAUGGCAGGACCUGUUACGUUUGUCGUAAGCACCUGGUCUAGCUUUUGCUUUAACGACCAGUCCUUUGGCAACGUGUUGUCGCUCAACCCGGCGUUGUUGACCAGCACAUCCAGCCUGCCAAAUUGCUUCUCGACGAAGUCAGUCGCUGCCGCGAUGGUGUCCUCUUUAGUCACGUCCAAAACGGUCGAGUAGAGUUUGCCCUUGAUGCCCGUCGCCUCGAUUUCCGCCUUGGCGGCUUCGAGAGGCUCCUUGUUCCUUCCAGUCAUGAUGAUCUGAUAAUCAGCUGAGGCGUCAGCUAGAACUUUGGCGGUGGCAUAGCCAAUGCCUGAAUUGGCUCCUACACGCGUGUCAAUGAGAAGGGUCUUAUUCUGGAGGCGUUCAAAAGGUAUACCGGUGAUGAGAACGACGGUCGACAUAUUCGAUACUUUAAUGGUUAGCGUGGCUGUACUUUUGGUUUCUCCUUUGACUUGUCGUUGUUUUCGCAGAGAUAUUUGUCUGUAGAUUUUUAAAGCAGGUCACAAAGGACAUAAGGGUAUCAUAUUGAUGUUUAAAUCCGGCCGAAAACUGAUAAUGUCCAGGCAAUGGCUAAGUCCGGUUAAAUCCUUCAUGUUCAGAGUACCCCGAAUGAAUGACCC
Molecule: messenger RNA, 2132 nt
Organism: Verruconis gallopava
Lineage: Eukaryota; Fungi; Ascomycota; Dothideomycetes; Venturiales; Sympoventuriaceae
Product: NEDD8-conjugating enzyme UBC12
Exons: 3
Coding region: 219-767 (182 amino acids)
Source: RefSeq, a predicted model, not a curated record